GCGGUCACAUGACCGGCUGUGUCAAACACACACACACACACACACACAUAACCAUACACUUCGUCUCUCUCUCUAUUUCUCUCUCACACACACACACACACACACACACAGAGCUGUGUUGAACAGCAGAACCGAGCCGCUCACAUCUGAUCCAGAAACCGAAGGAAGAUCCAAUAUCCGGAUCCGAAAUGCAUCACUCAGCGGUUAUUUUUGUUCUGGCGUUCUCCGCAGCCGCCUGGGCUCUGGAUAAUGGGCUGAUGAGGACCCCGCCGAUGGGCUGGUUAGCCUGGGAGCGUUUCCGCUGCGACACCAACUGUCUGAACGACCCCUACAACUGCAUCAGUGAGAAGCUGUUCAUGGACAUGGCUGACAGACUGUCGGAGGACGGCUGGAAAGAGCUGGGAUACGUCUACGUCAACAUCGACGACUGCUGGUCCUCAAUGCAGAGAGACAGUCAGGGCCGACUGCAGGCCGACCCCAAGAGGUUCCCGCGGGGCAUCGCUCAUCUGGCGCAGUACGUUCAUGACCGCGGCCUGAAGCUGGGCAUCUACGGAGACAUGGGCACUCACACCUGCGGCGGAUUUCCAGGAACCACGCUGGACAAGAUCGAGUUGGACGCGCAGACAUUCGCCGACUGGGGCGUCGACAUGCUGAAGCUGGACGGCUGCUACUCAAACUCAUCCUACCAGGAGCAAGGCUACCCAAUGAUGUCAAAGGCCCUGAACGCUACGGGCCGUCCCAUUGCCUACUCCUGCAGUUGGCCCGCCUACCAGGGUGGCCUCCCGCCGAAGGUGAACUACACGGUGCUGGGUCAGUUCUGUAAUCUGUGGAGGAACUAUGAUGAUAUCCAGGACUCCUGGACAAGUGUGCUGAGCAUCGUCGACUGGUUCUUUGAUAAUCAGGACAUUCUGCAGCCCGCGGCUGGACCGGGCCAGUGGAACGACCCCGACAUGGUGAGCGCAUUCAGGGAAUAGCAUUGAUGGGGAAAA
This is a messenger RNA of Onychostoma macrolepis, 989 nucleotides long. RefSeq names its product N-acetylgalactosaminidase, alpha (gene naga). Gene Ontology annotation, biological process: glycosylceramide catabolic process; glycoside catabolic process; oligosaccharide metabolic process. Bases 189 to 974 code for a protein of 261 amino acids. The transcript is spliced from 6 exons. Gene Ontology annotation, cellular component: cytoplasm. Gene Ontology annotation, molecular function: alpha-galactosidase activity. Lineage: Eukaryota; Metazoa; Chordata; Actinopteri; Cypriniformes; Cyprinidae. The record is from RefSeq and is a predicted model, not a curated record.